AUGCCAAAGCUUCAGUUUCUCACAGCCCAUCUACUCGACGAAGGCAAAAAGCCAUUUCCCGAGAGCGUUCCCAAGAUACUAUACUCGUCUAAAAGUAUCACCGUCAGAUCUGAGAUGCCUCGAAACGGGAGGUUUACGGUCAGGCUUUCGUCAGGUCCGAUCCCAUUUGACAUGGUGGUCAAAGUUUUUCUGGAUGGAUUCUUCUUGACCGGAAGAUGUUUUCUUGCCGGGAAUAUCGAACCUAUUUGUGAUUACGAAAUCAGUAAUGACGACGAUAUUUACGAUCAUCGCCGAGCUCGCGGAUUCCAAUUCCAGUGGCCAUUCUCAAAAGUCAAAGUCACCGUCCACAAAUGCUUUGUCGGAAACCAAAUCCCUUCCAAGCCUUUCGAGAAGUCUCAUCUUCCAAGUUCACCGAGUUCUUUUUGUCCUGGCUUACCGAUCAUCGCAGAUUGGACAGACACUCCGCCGGUCAUUCUGCAUGAAGAACAGGAACCUUCUUUAUCUAUUGUGUGGGAAUGCGCUCGCUUCGAUCAGUAA
Molecule: messenger RNA, 537 nt
Organism: Puccinia triticina
Lineage: Eukaryota; Fungi; Basidiomycota; Pucciniomycetes; Pucciniales; Pucciniaceae
Exons: 3
Coding region: 1-537 (178 amino acids)
Source: RefSeq, a predicted model, not a curated record